UAGAUCACCUCUUUUGUCGAAGUUAUGGAUAAACCGAAUUCCCAUAAAUGCGAUUGUGAUACCGGGAGUAUAGUUCAAUUACUUUCAAUCGUAAAGUAAGGCAGAUGUUUUAUUCAUCUUAGUGUUUAGUACAUACGUAAACGGUGAAAGAAGCCACUGAAUUUACAGGUUCUACGAUGGAAUCUAAUUCAGACAAUGACCAGGGGGAUGCUUCUCCUUCACAACAGAAGGAAUCCAAGCCGGGUGGAAAUACAGAGGGAAGGUCGAUGUCAAUUAUGUCUCAGAUAGCAAAAAGGCAGGCAACACAGCAGGCUGGCUCUGACGAGCAACAGGACACAUUUCUUUCUGGAUGGAGUUCUGCUAUACGAGGGAAUAUUCAUGAUUUUCAGGAAAAUAUAGGAGAUUGGAGAGAGGUUCACGGAGAAAGUCUGAUUGAGGAAAAGGAAAAUCUUUAUCCCACAGGAGACAUAUAUGUUAUACCACCACUAUCUGGUACUGGACACAUACAGAGACAAGAAGGAGACAGCACCAGGAUAUCAUCACUAGAAGACGGCCCACAUGUCGGUAGCACUGAUGUCAUCCUUAAGAUUGAUAACCAGACUCUAGAUGUUGGCAAUAAAAGUGACGGAAACAUCAAUGAACUUGCUUCUACAGAAACCCAGGACUUAGAACUUCAAACUGUAACACAACUGGAUGACAACAGAGAGUCGGAGACUGUGCCUGUUGUGGCAAAGUCUACUUCUGAUGCUAAAAAGGACAGCAGUAAAGACCAGACUGUGUAUGAUAUAGAGGGUAGAACUGAUGUCAAAACUGAGGAGACUGGAAGGUCACAAAGAAAACCACCAGAAGUUCAUCCUAAACAGUUUAAACUUCAAUCUGAACCAUUUAAGUUUAUUGUUGAUGGCAGUUUGAUUCAGGACCAAUCCAGAUCUGAAGAAAGAGCCAUACCAAAGAAGCCCCAUGUAGACUCGCAGACUUCUACUGAUAAAAGUUCUUCUGGAGUUUUACAUGAGAAUAGAAAAUCUUUCAAAGACAUAUUACAUCAGUUUGAAAAGCCUAAACCUAAAACAGUCUCUACUUCUCAACCUCACCCGGAGAAAUUAGUUGACCAGCUAAACCAGCUAACACCCUCACAGAGGACAGAGUUCAGUGACAGCCACAUCAGUGUAAGCUCUGAUGCUUCUGGGGGUCUGGGAUCAGACAUGGUGGGGAAUUUGAUAAGAACUAAUAUCAUGAGUGAUUCAACAGCUUCAAAUAUUAGUAGUAUUGUGCCAGGCAUAGAUCAGUCUCUGUCCCAUCCUACUCUCCAACCAGGUUCACAACUGGUAGAACAGCCUGAACCAUCGAUGGGAGUUGGUGAGCAAAAGGGUGAAGAACCCAGCAUAUCUAGUUUUACAUCACUGACAGAAGGGUUGUCUCAACAGAUACAACAGCAAGGGAAUACAAAUGUUGGGCUUGAAGGCAUCCAACUGACCAGGGACCAGGGACCAUUUCAAGGUCAGUUUAUGCAUGCAGAGUCUCCUCCUCAUGAUCAACAAAUUCAUCCUGAAGAACCAGUCCGAAGUCAACCUGUUCAUGCUGGACCAUAUCAAGGUCAAGCAAAACAGGAAGAAUUUUAUCAUCAACCUGUACAGGGGGAACAAUUACAGGGUCAACCAAACAAUCAGUAUCUAGGUCAUCCAUCACAGCCAUACCAAUUUCAAGGUCAACAGUAUCAUCAGCAGGAACAACCACAAUAUCCAUGGCAACUAAUGGGAAGAGAGAAUUGGCCUGACUGUCAAGUAUUUCCUGGACAGUUGGGAAAUAUACCCCCACAUGACCCUCAGUACCAUGGCAUGUAUGGUCAGCCAGGAAUGUACCAACCACACACAGUGGGCCAAGAGUAUUACCCUCAUGGUCACUGGAGAGAUGGACAGAAUCCUCAGGAUUCCCACCCUCAAAACACUAAUCCUGCUGGUCCCCAAAAACCAAACGUUCACAAAGUAAAAGAGGAACCCAGUGCUAAACAACCAAGAAAGACAAAACCAGCAUCCAAAGAGAAAAAGGAACAGCAAACACCAAAGAAACCAGAGAAAUCGUACGUGUGUGUGAAGGGGCUAAACGCCAACACUGGGUUAGACACACUAUGGCUGUAUCUGGAAAACAAAUCUGGCUGUGAUGUGGACAAGUCAUCUGUCUUAUAUACAAGUGACAAGACUAUGGCUGUGGCUACUCUUCUGGGGAGUCCUGCUAAUUUUCAAGAAUUCAAAAAUAAAUGUCAUCAGAAGAAGCUAGAAGGUGCCAGUGUCCGAGUGUGUGUGGUACCGGCUCCAGUCACUGUAGUUGUCAGCUCUGAACAACACAUGCCCUCCGAACACGAAAUGAAGAAACAUUUCCAACAGGACAAGUUUGGUUGGGUCAAGGUCAGAAGGAUCAAGAUGACCGAUGAUGGCUGCUAUAGGGUUCAGUUCAAGGACAAUGCUGCGUUUGAGAAAGUCUGCCACAGCCCAUACCCUCACAAGAUAGGCUCGGCAAGUCUGUGUGUCACGGCCCUUUAUGAAUGUGAAUUCGGGGAGGUCUGGGAAGAUGACAAACAUAAAGUGUGCAUUCCUGACAACAUCGUACUAAAACACGCUGAUCACCAUAAAAUGGAACUGGUCAAGAAAUAUGAAACUAUUAAAGAGUUAUUGCAAUCAAAACUGAAACCAAAGCUUGCAAAGCUCAAGGUCACGGACGAACUUCAUGUUGAAUGUACAAUGGACCAAAAAACCGAAGGUGUCCGUCGUCUUGUAAGAGUUUGGGAUUCAGAGGUAAGGGAGAUCUGGGAGGAGUUUAUAGAUGUAACUGUACAGCAAGAUGAAAUACUGGUCACAGCAGAAGUCUGGAAGGAUCUUUUUGGUCAUGUAAAGGAGCACACAGCCCACAAAACAGUUCACCUAGAUUUCCAAGACCAUGACAGCGAUGUGAGAUUGGUAGUUGUUGGCAUCGAGACGAUGUUCAGCACCGUCACUGAAAACCUAUACCAGCACAAAGACUGCAUCGAGAAAGCUAUAGAAAGAAAAAAACAGAUCAGAUCAGUGACAAAGGAAUUUAAGUCCUUUGAAAUUCGACUUUUACGCCGACUAGACACUUUGACACAAGUGAACACUUUAGUUGAGGAUUUGAAUGUGACAGACAACGAGGAGUUAGGUACUAUAACAUACAAUGGUGUCAUUGAGGACAUCAACACAGCCCAAACAAUCAUCGGUGAUAUAACACAACAGUUUCGGAUAUGGACAAUCCAGGAGGACAAUGCCAUGAACAACGACCAGGUGAGACUCCUACAGAAUCGCCAAGUACAAAAUCAACUGAAACAGAAGUUUGCAGAACACAAACUGGUUGUUGAAUUAGACUGUACUGCAGGCGGAUUAGAGCUUGGUACAGUAUCAGCUAGUGCAGAACAAGAUGUGACGAGGAUUAUAAAUGACACAGUAACAUUCAGUGAUGUUCCACUAACGGACACAGAAAAGAUUGAGGUUCUGAAAACGUUUCCUUGGAAACAACAGUGUCAGCAAAUACAGGAAGACAACAGCGGUCUCGUUAUCGUAUCUACCAUGAUGGAUUAUGGGUUCAAGGUCACCUCCACAGAUAUCAUUCACAAAGACAUACUAAAACAACUGCGGACCUUUAUAGGCGAACAUGCCAAGUACGAGGACAGGUAUGACAUAAAUGAUGAGGGCAGAAUUAAAUUCUUUAAAAAACACUACUCAAGGGAAAUCAAGACUAUCAAGACAGAUCUGUCUGCCAUGUCUGUUUCCAUAAUGAUGGAGGACAAGGGGCUGGCUCUGGCUGGCACCUGGCAGGGCAUUCAUCAGGCCAAGGACAGACUCAACACACUAGAGAAAGAUAUCAAGUCAAAGCAGCAUGAUAUCCAUAGGCUUGGAAUCGGCACCAUAGUUCGUCCUGACAAUGCAGAUAUGUUCUGUGGCAUUGAGAAUGAAACUACCACUAUUAUAAUGCAACAUGAAACCUUCAUCCAACUGGCAGGGUCACAGGGGUCAAGUGAUGAGGAAGAGGAGGACCUUUGUGGAACUGAGGAAAGUAACACCUGGGGCCGCACAGGGAUGUUUGGUGCAGUCCCAGCACCACAACCAUCUCCAGUCACCUUGCCAACCAGAGUGCCAGCCGAGGUAACAUGUAAAAAUGGCCUGAAAAUCAAACUUCUACGUGGAGAAAUUGGGAGAGAAAAGGCUGAUGUCCUGGUCAUCUCCACCAGUCAAGAUCUGGAACUGGAUAAGGCAGGAGCAGGAAAGAGUCUGGUCAAGUAUGGAGGGCCGGGGCUACAAGCUGAGCUGAAGGCCAACCAUCCUUCCAAGAUCAACCACGGGGACAUUAUCACCAUUGGUCCGGGUACACUCAAGUGUAAGCAGGUCUUCUUGUGUAAUCUGCCUGAGUGGGAGAAAGACAAGAAUAAGAAACCAAUGGUCGUCACCGAGGUGAUCGUGGAAUGUUUGACCAAGGCUGCCAAGGCAGGAUACAGUACAGUCAAAUUUGUGGCCCUGGGGACGGGCGCUCUAAAGUACCCCCCACAGAUUGUUGCUGAAUCUAUGUACGGUGCUGUCCAUCGAUACGACGCCAAGGGGACCUCAUCAGUCUUACUGGUCACUUUUGUGCUCUAUUCCAGUGACCGUCGCACCAUCAGUGCUUUUGAAGAUGAAGAGUACAACCAGGUGCACCCUGGGGGACAAACACGGUCUACAGGGCUGAAAGGACCGUUUGACACCAAACAUGGGAUCAAAGUCACGCUGGUCAAAGGACUAAUGGACAGUCAGACCGUUGAUGUGAUAACUUGUGUGACCUCUAUGAACCUUGACAUGGCCGGGGGGGUGGCCACAGCAAUGUCCAAGGUUGCAGGACCUGAACUCCUACAGGCUGACUGUAAAGCCAAGUAUCCAUCAGGGAUAGAGUUUGGAGAUGUGGCCGCCAUCACCAACGGCAACCUGAGGACAUGUAAAUCCAUCUACCUGACAUCUCUUCCUGGCUGGAAGAACCAGGAUGGCACCAAGCGUAAUGACGUUGAAAAAUUGUUCAACAAGGCCAUAACAACUUGCCUGCAGAAGGUGGCCCAGUCAGGGAUGAAAUCCAUAGCUUUCCCCGCGAUCGGAACAGGACAGAUUGGGUACCCUCGCGACACAGUCGCUAAACUCAUGUACGACUAUGUGGUCGACUUUGCUGCAAAAAACAGAGGCACAUCUCUCACUGAUGUCAGGUUUGUCCUUCACCAGAAGGAUCGGGAAACCAUCCACUCAUUUGAGAAAGAAGAGCAGAUGAGGCUAUCUCCUUCUAGGGCUUACACCAGUGGUCCUCACCAAUGUUUCUAUACAAAGGGCAACAGGCUUCGGGUGUCCAUAGAUACUUGCAGCAUUGCUGACUUUCAGAAAGCUGAUGUCAUAGCUGCCACAGUGUCAGAUGACCUUGACCUUUCAAAGGGCGGUGCUAUGGCUGCUAUAUCCAAAAAAGGGGGAAUAACCUUAAAAGCUGAAUGUGAUAUUAAGUAUCCAAGAGGGAUCAAGAUUGGUGACCUUGCGGAGAUUUCACCUGGAAGUUUGAGCUGCAAGGCUCUGUACCUAGGAACUCUGCCCUCCCACAGUAGCGGACCUGCAGCAGCAGAAAAGGCCCUGGAUAAGUAUAUACAGAAAGUGCUGGACACAGCAUCAUCAAAAGGUUACACAUCCGUAGCGUUUCCCGCUGUAGGGACAGGGUUUAAUAACUACCCACACUCCCGGGCUGCAACACUGUGCUACGAGGCUGUUCAGCAUUUUGACAAGAAACCAAGUUCAAUCAAGACCGUGUACUUUGUCAUCCUGCAGAAAGAUGCCCAGUCAUUAAAUGCCUUUCAAAGAGAAGAAAGAAAGAGAAACCGUCUCCCCUUUGGUGGGCCAUCUCCUGGCUCUGAAUUAGGGGCCGUAGGCGGGGUUGCCAGAAGGGGAACAUUCAGGAGGGUUUUCUCUAAAAAGGAUGAAGAAGUAUCAUUGAGACCAAGGAGACGUCCAACGAGAACCAACGAACUGGGCUUUUUAGGCCGUCGGUCAGAUAAACUUGGCUCUUAUCAAGAUCAUCCAGUUACACUCGCCUCAGGUGCAGGCUGUAUGUCUAUACAAGGUGGCAAAACUAAUCAGUUUGUGUAUGGGAAGGUCACCCUCCAGGUCAAUGUGGAGAAUAUCGUAAAGCUUAAGGACCGUGUAGAGGUCAUUGUUAAUAGUACCAACAAGGACCUAGACUUCACUAAAGGUGCUGUGUCUAAAGAAAUAGUAAAGAUGUGUGAUCCAAAACAACUUAGUGAUGAAUGUGAAAAACUGAAGCCAGAGAUGAAGAGAAAGGGAAUGAUAUAUACAAGUGGGUGUGGACUAUCCUGUACGGCUAUCCUCCAUAUUGACGCCCAGAGCUCCCUCAGAAGCUGGAAGAAUACGAUACUGGCUUGUCUUCAGGAAGCUGACAGGCAUGGCCACACCUCUAUUGCCUUCCCUGCUCUUGGCACAGCUGGAGAAAGUGUUCAAUUCAAACCAGAAGAGAUUGCAGAGACACUGCAUGAAUCACUGCAACAAUUCUCUGGUUCCAAACUCACUCUUGUGCGACUUGUUAUCUUUGAACAAAAGAUGCUAUGGGGUAUGCAAAAGGUGUUCCGAGACAACAUCCAGAAACCUAGCACCUCAGUUGCUGAGGACUACAAUGUCGUCCCAGGGAGUAGGGCCACUCCAGUUGCUGAUGUGUCCCGUGUUUCACUAUGGAUACUUGGCACCAGUGAUUACAACAUUGAUGAUGCUAUAGCCAGUAUUAAAAAUUUAGUUGACAGAAAAUAUACAGUCAAAACCAAUGCCGACACAUUGGUUUGUCAGCUGAAAGACUAUGAGGUGAAAGAGAUAGAGAAGUUGAGCAAAAGGUUUCUGGUUGAGAUAAAGGUAAAUAAACAGGCAAGAGUCGUAGAGAUGGACGGGCCAUUGGAGGAAGUGAACAAUGUCUCACAGGAGGUUCACAGACUCUUUAGUCACUUCCAGAUGGAGAGACACAAGGAUGCUGAGGCAGAAUUUAUUAAGGAACAAGUGCAGUGGUUUUAUACGGAGAUAGACAGCCAGGGAGUACUUCAGCUUUCUGAAUAUCCUCCCCGAACUAACAUGGAAUUAGAAAACUCCAGGAAAGGCAACCACCCUACAUAUAAGUUUAGGGCAAAUGAUCAAGAAUACGUGGUUAAUUUAUUAACCAUGAAGGAAUAUGCAAAAGAUGACCCCACUGACACUGCUGAUGUGGUACGCAGAGAAAAACAAGAAGGUGGCAGGUUUGAGCUCCCAGCUGACUGGAAUGAAAUGGUAGACCCAAAAGAGAUUGUCAGGGUCAUUCCAUUGGCUGCUUCCUCAAAGACGUACCAGGACACUGAGACGUUGUUCAAAAAUUCUGUGUUGAAGGGUUUCUAUUCCAGCCAGUUUCCUGCAACAAAGCUGAUAGUUCAUAAGAUUGAGAGGGUCCAGAAUCGGUCUCUGUUUCAACAAUACUCAAUGAAGAAAAGCUUACUGGAACAGAAAAACCCGCCAGGCACCACCAAUGAACAGUUGUUGUGGCACGGGACAGGCACAGCCGCAAUCACCAGCAUCAACUACUACGGCUUCAACCGCAGUUACUGUGGUGGUGACCUUAAAAAGGGCGCCUGCUGGUAUGGAGCUGGGGUGUACUUCGCCGAUGAUGCCUCUUACUCUGCCAGAGAUUGGUUGUCUGGAUCGGGGCCAGCCAAUCAGAAGAGGAAUGUGUACUUAUGCAAAGUUCUAACUGGGGUCAGUUGUCCAGCAGCCAAAAAUAUGAAAUAUCUUCCAGCGUUACCAAACAACCCUGGACAAAACUAUGACUCUGCUGUACAGCCUCAGAACAAACUCAAAGAAUAUAUUAUAUUUAAUGACACCCAGGCUUACCCAGAAUUUCUCAUCAAUUUUUCCGCAACUUAGAGAGGUUGGACUUAACCAAAGUACAUAAAGUACUUAAAUCUAACUUUUAGGAACCAACCGAUCAUGGAUUAUAUUACAAUUGUAGUUGGAUAUUUUGUAAAUCAUUGGUGCAACUUGAAAAUGAAUGUUGAGUAUUGUGAACAUUGAGAUUACAAUAUUUCUGUUUCCGGUUGCUGAACUGACUGUGAUUUUAAACAACAAUAAUAUUACGAAAAUGAUUACAUUUAUAUCCCUAAGCAAAGUAUACAUUUUGUUAACUUCAUUUUGAAUUUAUAUUUUCUGUUUAUUUCAAAUAUAAAUAUUGUCUGCUUAUAUCAUUUCAUGUACAUAUAUUUUCUGUUUACUAGAUUUCAUAUACAUGAUGAUUGUUAAAUUGUUAGCUAAUGCUUGAAUUCUGUGUUUAUGAUAAACUGCAGUGGAGCUAUGUUAAUGUGCAAAAAGGUGUGUAUCGAUCAUGUGUCUUUUAAUUGGAUUGGGUCAAUUACAAGCAACAGGGUAGUUCAAUUAGUUAGGGCCUCCAUCUACCAGGUAUACAUUUGCCAACCUUUAUAAAUUUCUGUGGGGGAGAUUUAGCGUGCUAAAAAUUAAAAACAUAAUCAAAAUGUGUGUAUAUACCCCCUAGACACAAAAUAAUUCUUUAAAAGACAUAUUUUGAGUCAUAGUUUCAUAUGAAAUUAUUAGAUUUUAGAAUAUAGGAAUAGUUAAGCAAAUUCAAAGGUAGGAAAUACUAAAUUCAGGGGUUCAAAAUCGGGAGUCUCCCUCCUAAAUAGGGAGAGUUGGCAAGUAUGCAUCUAGGAUUUGAAGGUUCUGGGUUCGAAUCUGGCUCAUGCAUUUACUCUCUCCUGUUACACAAGUAAAGCUGAACAGAAAAACACCUGGACAAUGUUGGUUGGGUUACCAAAGACUACAGAGGGAUCAUAAGAGUUUUGGAGGAAAGACAAAUCUGGAUAAUUAUGUUUGUAAACCAGCACAUAUAUAUAUAUACAUGUGUAUCAUCAAUAUUAUAUAAUAAUUUAUCAGUGCUUUCUCAUAACAUUUGACCCAAAGUGAUGGGAGUUGACCAGUGUUAUAUAUACUGUAUAUGUAGUGCACGCGGCCAAAGAUGGAGUCGAGUAUAACUCAUGGUCAGCUACCGGCACCUCGGGUUAAAUGGCUUUGGCUAUACCUUUGGAAGGAAUUUAAUGGAAUAAAUGUUUAAUUACAUGAUUGUGAAUAUCAUCAAACACACUUUUAGUAAAAGUUUAACCAUAUAAACUCGCUUGUAAUUUGCAGUGCACUGUUUGUCGUGCCAUCGUUUAUUAUGUAAUGUAUUAUCAUAUUGAUGUACUGUUGGGCCGCAAGGCCUAAAGUUAACAAGAGGUCCAUGGGCCUUAAUGGUCACUUGAGUCCUACAGUAUUUAUUUUUGUGUUGAAAUAUGAAGUGGAGAUAAUGAUGUCAAUCAUCCCUACCAAUUUGACUGAAAAAUAGUUAAGUAUAACGUUAAGUUUAAUUUGUCAGGACCACGAAUUGAUCGUUCCUAGACCGACUUUCCGUUGAACUGGCCCAGUAGAACUUGACUUCAAGUUUGAAAUUGUUUUUCAAAAUGGCGGCCGUGGCAGCCUUAUUGGACUUCUGAUCGACCCGAAAAAUAAAAUAACAACACUUGGUCAGGGACUUGUCAGUAACAUUUCCAUUAAGUAUCAAUGAAAUCCCUUUCACAGUAUUUCAGCUUAAGUUGAAAAUGUAAAAUGUUAACGGACGACGUUAUGUGUUUAUACUGUAAUACUCUGCUUAAAGCUGUUCCACAUUGUUCACAGAAGCAGAGAAAACUUUGCCCUGCCAUUUUGACAGCCAAGAUGACAAAUCAGCUACUAUUCUGUCUAUGACAACUGAAUGCUUGAAAAUCAACAUCUUGUUGGAAGAUUGUCACAUGACCAUUUAUCUGUGAAAUGUUUUCCAGACAAAUGUAUCAAUGUUGUAUGCCGAAAUGGGGAAAACAGCAGAAAAUGGUUAUUUUAAUCAAAUAUAAUAAAAAUAGUGCAUUUUGCUUACUUAUAAUUGCAUAUAUAUGUAUGUAACUGAUCAUUUGGACAAAUAAAAUUGGUUAUUAUAUUUUUCUCCCAUUCCUUUGCCUGUAUGAUAGAACCGACGAGAAAGUAGCAUUAGAAACAAGAGGCCCAUUUCUCUUGUGUGACUUCAAAAUGGGACAACAAUGUUACAUCACAAAAUUAGGAAAUGUUGAUGCCGCAUUGUGGAAACUGCCAACGUGAUAAAAUUUAAAUGUCAGAAAGAUGGAAUUAAUAUUUCUUUGCAAAGUUUCGUGAAAUGGGGUAUACUGAAUCUUGCCGACUGGUGUGUUUUUGUCUAAAAUACUAAGGGAAAUACAUUUGUAUUUUUAAACUUGUAGCCAGUCUAACACCUGUUCAUGUUUUCUGUUAUGCUGGCGACUGGAAUGAGAGAAAAAUACUUUUUCAUGAACAUGGGUGUGGAAUAGGAAAAUCCCACCCCUUGGGAUUUUCGAAUUGCUACAAAACCCUUAGCAAACCUCUAAAUUUAUCCAAUUCGAAAAACCACUCAAACUGAAUUUCCCUAUCCUCCACUCUUGGCAUUAAAGAGUUAUAUGUUCUAGCUAUAGUGUGGAUAAUGGGCCUUGGGAGCAGAAUAGAAUAAUUUUUGCACAAAAUCUUAUACUAACAAUAUGUGCUAUGAUGAAAAAAGCAUUUCUUGAUUUUGUUAAUAAAAAUAAUCAGACCUUG
This is a messenger RNA of Mizuhopecten yessoensis (Yesso scallop), 10685 nucleotides long. Its product is annotated as poly [ADP-ribose] polymerase 14-like. The coding region runs from base 177 to 7949 and encodes 2590 amino acids. The record is from RefSeq and is a predicted model, not a curated record. Gene Ontology annotation, cellular component: nucleus; cytoplasm. NCBI's taxonomy places the organism in Eukaryota, Metazoa, Mollusca, Bivalvia, Pectinida, Pectinidae. Gene Ontology annotation, biological process: negative regulation of gene expression. The transcript has 28 exons. Gene Ontology annotation, molecular function: transcription corepressor activity; NAD+ poly-ADP-ribosyltransferase activity.